AUGCUUCCCCAAUCAGCGCUGACAGUGAUCAGCAACCUUUCACCACUCUUCGCUUUCAGCUCCGUGCGAGCUCAGAUACUGCCGGCGCUGGACGCGGCCAAGAAUUGUUUCUUCCAGAGCCAAAUCAUGGAGUACGUGUGGCUGGGGCUCCUCCUGGGCUUCCUGCUGGGCAUCCUCGCGGGGCUCGGUCUGGCGUGGCGUAUUCGGGGCUCGUGGGAGCACCGCAUCCUGAUCAUGAGGUGCACCGCCGCCGAGGCCGAGUCCGAAGGCGGGGUCGUGGCGACUCCAGCACUGGAAGCAGCGGGGCGGAUCUGGUACGCCCUCGCCCCAGACCUCGACAUCUAUCCGCACGUGCUGGAGGUGAGGGAUGGCGGGAUCACGGGCCUCGCGGCGUUCAAGAACGACGAUUCCAUCAUCCCCGACUCGAACGAGGGGAAGAAGUGGUCAGCUCGGAGUGCGGCAUGCGGCGCCGACUGGGUGCCCACUCCCCUCGAGGUGAUGGAGGCGCUGGAGUUCGUCCAGCCCGAGGACACCGCGACCGACGCGGGGGGCCGGCGGCGCCUGAAAGGCAAGCAGGCAACCCCUGGAGCCAUCGUCCCGACGACAGCAGCUCCAGCGACUGACUUCGACGCUGGGGGACAGGAGCUGCCGGGCGUCUCGCCCCUGGAGUGGCUCGGCCUUGCCUCCGCGGACGGGGGCGCCGACAAGCGGCAGCUGACCUCCACCGAGGUCGACGCCUACGCGAGGACGGGCGACUACGUGCUGGCGCGGCGCGGCGGCGGGCUGCUCAUCGCGGUCGCCGUCGACCCGGCCGCCCCAGGCUCGGAUUUCGAGCUGGGCGCCCGCCUGCUGCUGCCCAUGCUCGACAGCAAGGGCGCGCGGCACCUCUGUUUCUCGCGGGGCGCCCUCCAGUUGACGGAGUCCGCCUGGGCAGGGUUGCCCAUCAUUGGGCCGAGGACGGUGAAGUGGCGCGCGGAGUUCCCGGCGCAUCAGGAUCACCCCCCCCGCGCGAGACACGCAAAGUGGGCGCGCGAGGCGGGUCUUGGGCCUUGGGGCGAGGGAGUGCAAUAUCAUGAUCUUGCGAUGCGUACGUUCGACGUGGGUGCGGUGUUCGAUCAGGCCAACAUCUCGGAGCACGCUGUAUGCAAGUUGUUGGCCAGGCGGGCUCAGAUGGCGGAGUGGCGUCACCGCGACGGGGCGAUCGGCCGCUCAAAGGACGCGCUCUUCGACGACCAGUUUUUUAACAUGGGCACGGGGGGGACCAGAGGAUUGCUGAUGGCCCCCCCCGAGCUGCAGGAGCGCAUCAACGGCGAGCUCCACCGCGAGGCGGCCAUCCUCAAGGAGAAGAGGAAAGUCCGAGAGGAGCGGGCUUUGGCCCGAGGCGGCGGCGGCGGGGGCGGCGCGGGGGGCGGCGGUUCCAGCAAGUCCGAGCUGCAGAAGAAGGCGCAGCAGCAGGCGGCGGAGCUGAAGCGCUUGGCGGCAUCAGCUGGCGGCAAGGGGGGCGGCCGAGGCGGCGGCAGAGGCUCGCCGGCCGAGCCUUCGGGCCUGGCCCCCUGCCGCGCGGCGCGUUCUCGUGUCCGCCGGCAAGGCUUCAUCGACAAUUGGAUGCACGAGGCGCCCGAGAGCCUCAACCUUUUGGCAGGCGCGCCGGCUCCAGAGCCCGAGCUCGGCGCGUCGAAGGCGCAGUCAGAGGGCCAGUGCUACGUGCUGCGCAUCAACGAGAUAGAGUUUCUCUUCCGUCACCUGGGCCACGCUGCCAGCCAGAUCAGGCCCUUCAGUGACCAGGCCUUGAUCCGUGAUCGCGUCGGCUACGCCAAUUUCAUUGCCGACUUGAUUUCUCGCGGUCUGGUUUGCCUUGGCAAGAGACGCCCACACACCGUGGGAGUAUUUUUUGUCUGGAAGUCCGACAAGGCGCGGCUCCGGAUGAUCUUGGACACCCGACGGGUGAACUCGAGGUUUGUUGAGCCGGCGUGCACUCAACUUGCUACAGCCUCAGCUUGGAGCUCUAUGAAGGUGGGCUCCACCGCCGAGCUGAACAUGGCCCAGGCGGACGUGGACAACGCGUUCUACCGGAUUAGCUUGCCGGACGGCAUGUGCGACCACUUUGCCCUCCCGGCCGUCCGCAGGAGCGAGCUCGUCGCCGCCUUGGGGCCAGACGUUGUCGUGCCCGAUGGGGGCGCUAAUAUCUCCGUU
This is a messenger RNA of Prorocentrum cordatum, 2193 nucleotides long. NCBI's taxonomy places the organism in Eukaryota, Dinophyceae, Prorocentrales, Prorocentraceae. The record is from the annotation of a GenBank genome assembly.